This is a messenger RNA of Closterium sp. Naga37s-1, 1515 nucleotides long. NCBI's taxonomy places the organism in Eukaryota, Viridiplantae, Streptophyta, Zygnematophyceae, Desmidiales, Closteriaceae. The record is from the annotation of a GenBank genome assembly.
AUGCGACGAGUUUCGGCGUAUGUGAUGCAGGACGACCUCAUGUUCCCGUCGCUCACGGUGCGCGAAACGCUGAUGUUCGCCGCGGAGCUUCGCCUGCCGCAAAGCGUGAGGCGGGAGGAGAAGGCGGCGAAGGUAGCGCGGUUGCUCGAAUUGCUGGGAUUGGCAGAAGUGGCGGAAACGAAGAUCGGGGACGAGGGGCAAAGGGGCGUGUCUGGUGGCGAGCGGAAGCGCGUCGCGAUCGGCACGGAGAUCAUCUGCGACCCAAAGAUUCUCUUUCUUGACGAGCCCACGUCGGGGCUCGACUCGACGAGUGCGUUCCGCGUGGUGCGGGCGAUUAAAGACAUCGCGACCAACACGAACAGCAUCGCCGUCAUGGUGCUGCAUCAGCCCAGCUUCCGCGUUCUCGGCCUCGUGGACCGCCUGAUCCUCCUCGCCUCGGGCCACGCCGUAUUUCACGGCGCGCCUCCCGCGCUGCCGCGCUUCCUCGAGUCGGCUGGGUUUCCCGUGCCGCAGUUCGCUAACAGCACCGAGUUCGCGCUGGAUCUUAUCGAGGAUAUGCAGCGGUCGAGCCGCGGGGUCGCGGAUAUGGUGGAAUUCGCCCGGGGACAUGAGAGGCAGCAAGAGGAAGAGGAGGAGCGGGAAAGGCAGCUAGGGAAGCUGGGAGAAGAGGCUGCGCUGCGGUGUAACCCUCAACCGGAGGGUGUUUUACAAGGCUUUCAGGAACGUCUCGCAUUCUUCUCCUUCGCCAUCUGCGUGCUCUUCUUCGUCUCCUGUGAUGCUGUUCCCAUUUUCAUCCAGGAGCGAAACAUCUUUCUUCGAGAAACCAGCAGCAGCGCCUACCGUCCAUCCACCUACCUCCUCUCCUCCACGCUCGUCUACCUCCCCCUCCACCUGCUCAUGGCGCUCACGCUCGUGCUCGAGGCCUGGUGGUGCUUGGGGCUGCAGGGCGGCGCACAAGGCUUCUGCUUCAUGGUUCUCGCGUGUUUUGCGAUGCUGUUUACCGGGAAUGCCCUCGCCACAUGCGUCAGCAUCUGUGUCAACCAUGUGGUGCUGGCCUAUGCAGUGGCCAUCGCUCUUAUGGCAUACUUCGCUCUGCUCAGCGGGUUCUACAUCGACAGGGAGAGCAUCCCUGAAGUGUGGAUGUGGCUGCACUACCUCUCGCCCAUGAAAUACGCUUAUGAGGCCCUGGCAAUCAACGAGUUUGGCAGGACCGGAGGUCCAUGUUACCUGGAAGCUGGCACAAUGUUUGACAAUACACCUGUGGCACCAUAUCUAAACGCAACCAGGAUCAACAAGGCGAUGAUGGGGAUGCGGCAGGUGCUGGCUGGUACCCCUUAUAACAAAAUCACUACAAGCACGUGUCUGCGGGACGGGCCGCAGCUGCUAACAACUACAUUGGCGGUGAAUCAGCUCGACAUGUGGGAGAAUGUGGCGGUGCUGCUGGGGUUUGGAGUGUUAGUACGGUUUUUCACAUUUCUGCUCCUAGUGCGGUUCAGUAAAGCUAAGCAACAGUGA